Messenger RNA from Panthera uncia (snow leopard), 1178 nucleotides. It is a transcript of the gene UBE2L6, whose product is annotated as ubiquitin conjugating enzyme E2 L6. The transcript is spliced from 4 exons. NCBI's taxonomy places the organism in Eukaryota, Metazoa, Chordata, Mammalia, Carnivora, Felidae. The record is from RefSeq and is a predicted model, not a curated record. Bases 98 to 559 code for a protein of 153 amino acids.
GCUGGGAGCGGUGCGCUCCGAGUCCGCUGGCCGGCCGAGGUCCUGUUGCUGCGCUCGGAAGCCCCCGCGCCCGGAAGCCCCCACGCUCGGUCCCGAGAUGUCCGCCAGCAAGCGGGUGGCGAAGGAGCUGGAGAGUCUCCAGGCAAAGCUUCCCCAGUACCUACGGAACCUGUUCAGCCAUGAUGCCGAUGUCCUGGUGUGGCACGCCCUCCUCCUGCCUGAGAAGCCACCCUACAACCUCAAGGCUUUCCACCUGCGCAUCAACUUCCCUGAGGACUAUCCGUUCAAGCCCCCUACGGUGACAUUCACCACCAGGAUCUACCACCCCAAUGUGGGCCACAAUGGAGAGGUUUGCCUGCCCAUCAUCAGCAAGGAGAACUGGAGUCCUUACACCAAGACCUGCCAAGUCUUGGAGGCCCUCAACGUGCUGGUGAACAGACCAGACCUGGGGCAGCCGGUCCGGUUGGAGCUCGCAGACCUACUGAAGCAAGAUCCGGAGCUGUUCCACAGGGAGGCCAGGGAGUUCACCCUCAAGUAUGGAGUCGACCGGCCCUCCUAACUGGUUCUGACCCCUCUCUUUGCCGGAUCCUCUCUGUGUGACGGGCGGACAUUUCAUGGAAGCUGUGGGGGGCUGGGGCGGGGGGGGGGGGUGCAGCUGGAGCCUCCUCUCAUUUGUUCCAUGUUUUCCUUCUUAGGUAGCUAGUCAUUAGCCUGUGUGUGUGUGUGUGAGCGUGUGUGUGUGAGUGUGUGUGUGUGUGUGUGUGUGUGGGUGUGUGGCAUGGACCCAUUCCCACGUUCACCUGGCCACAGUGUGCUUUUCCUGCUCUUUCUCUGCCCCAGAGGCAGACGAGUUCACGUUUGUGCAAUUACAGGCCAGCUCUCCAGGGCUCCGUGGUCUCACAGACACAGGUCUCCUUCAGGCCAGCUGGCAGGAAAUGAGCCCAGGAGCCGCCUCACAUCCCCCUAGGGCCCAGGCAGAGGGGCAGGGGGGAUGUGAGGAGUAUGGAGGGGGGGCAGGGCACUUGGAGAGAAUCAUAUUUACACUUGAGUGAUUUGUUUAUUGAGUGUUUGAAGUCAGCCAGACUGCUAAUAGGUACUUCAUGUCUAGAUUUAUGUGUGAAACCUUUCCUUUUCCCCUGAUGAAUCAUGAAGUGAAGAAUCUAAUCUCUAUCCAGAAA